This is a messenger RNA of Stegastes partitus (bicolor damselfish), 1213 nucleotides long. It is a transcript of the gene scpp1, whose product is annotated as secretory calcium-binding phosphoprotein 1. The transcript is spliced from 10 exons. Gene Ontology annotation, biological process: cell adhesion; ossification. The coding region runs from base 167 to 988 and encodes 273 amino acids. The record is from RefSeq and is a predicted model, not a curated record. NCBI's taxonomy places the organism in Eukaryota, Metazoa, Chordata, Actinopteri, Pomacentridae.
GCACCAAACACCAAAUCCACACAUCGAGCUUUUACUGCCUCAACUGCCAGCUUCCAUACGUGGCUCAGGACAGACUCUGGAUUCUGGUGUUUGCUGCUACGGUACACUCUACCAGGACCACUAACAACAUCUUUUACAGAAGCUCUGACUCUAACAGACAAAAAGAAUGAAGGUCACCAUUAUAACAUUUUGCCUGAUUGGAGCAGUUUUUGCCAAUCCAAUUUUACACAAUGUUUCUUUGGUAUCAAGUCAGCUUGACUCAAACUCAACUGAAAGCUUGUCUGUUUCACAAUCUUCUGAAAAUGAUACCUCAGAGCUUCAGAGUUCUGAGGAAAACGCCUCAAAUCAAAGUUCAGAAUCAGAAUCAUUAGAAUCCACAUCAGAGGACAAGACUUCAGAGGAGAGUGACAGUCAAUCAGAUGAGGACAGCGCGAACGACUCUAUGCCCGAAACCAAAGACGACAGCAUGGGCAGUGAGGAGAAUGUUCGAAAGAGCUGGGUCCGAGUGUUUGCAAAUGUAGUCAAAGUCCUGAGUGCAGAGUACAACAGCAGCACAGAGGUGAAAGGUCAGAUGGACUCCCUGAGCAACGAGCUGAUGGAGAAACAGUCCAAGGGUAGCACAAACCUGCAACUGCAGGAGAACCCCACAGACAGCAGCGACACCACCAGCAACAGCGCUGACACCAGCGAUGGCACCGACACCACAGCUGCCAUCAGUGACAGCAGUGAGAGCACCAGUAGCGAAAGCAACGAGAGCAAUGACACCAGCGAAAACAGCGACAGCAGUGACGCCAGCAAGAGCACUGAGGACAGCAAUGCCAGCAACAGCUCUGAGAUGGCACAACUCAAAGACUGUGUGAAUGGAACGCAGAGCUGCGAAAGUGAAGAGUAUUUCUUCCAGAAUAUUGGAGAUGACGCCCAUUUCUCCGUGGACAAUCUGAUGGUGCCAGAUGAAGAUGAAAGGCAGCUAAACCUAAGAAGACGAUAACAUGUGCAUCAUUGUGCUCUCCACUAUGAACUACAGCACCAUUACAUGACCAGCCUGAAGAUUUCAGGAUGACAGAUUUGCUUUUGCCUAUUGCCUCUGAACGUUCAUUUUGGCAUUAUGUUACCAGUAGCUGAUAAUUUUUUAUAUGUGUGAAUAAUAUUAUGAUAAUUAUAGCAUUUACUUUGUUUUGAUAAUAAAUAAUAAAGAAAUGAUAUAACCAUGGUA